AUGACGACUACGGAAGAAAAUAACACUUUACAAUUUCCUCUUUCAACCAAUGAUUCUCCAAAUGAAAGAGCCAUAUCUACUCCAGCAACUACAACAAGUAACAGUUUUGAGUUGUUUCAGGAUUCCACUGACAGUAACUCAAGAGCGAAAAAUCAAUUGCUUCCUACAGAAAAUUUAAACUAUGACUCUCUUACAAGCCCAACAACGUUAAACGACUUUUUAUUCGGAUUAGAAUCACCAAAGACUUUAGAUAAUAAUUCUACUGAGUUUAUAAAUCCAACUAUUAUUGAUCCUAGUCUUUUUCUGGAUGAUACUGCAAAUUACAAGAGACAUACAUCUUCAUUAAUAGAUAAUUUAUUGACAGACAAUGAAAUUUUCGAUCCAAAUUAUAGAAGAGCUAGUGAAAUAAUAUCAAAUAGCAAUAGAUUACCAACGGCAUCAUCAUAUGCAAGAAACUCAAUUUCCAAUUCAGUGGAUUUUUGGAACUUAAAUGAAAAAGAUAAAUUUACAAUAGAAAAUGAAAAGAUAGAAAAAAGUGCAUUCAAGAUAGAUAAUGAAUUAACAAAAGUUCUUAGUGAAUAUAACAUAGAUUUCACAAAUCCUUUCUCCACUAAUCAAUCCGAUGCCAUAGUACCUCCACAGUCUCCAAGACAGGAAAGAAAUUAUAGCAUUAGAAAAAAUCGUGCCUCUUUGCCUGCACUAGGAAACUCUGAAUUCUUCCAUAAAAACGUCACAUGGGAAAAUGUCAUUCUUUCGGAUGAUGAGGAUUCAAACAAUAACAGCAGUUUAAACUUCCCGACAACUACAAUUUCAAGCUCCACUCAUACCACUAUUCCUUCCACUAAUAGCAAUACAGCGCCAUCCCCAAACCAAAAUUUCAUAAGGCCUUCCAUGCUACUCUCGAGCAAAGCCUCAACAAUGGCUAAGAUUGCCACUACCGGGAUGGAAAACCCAGAUUCAAAUAGUAAUAAUAUGUUCUCUUUGAAAAAAUCAAUACCAAUGUCCUUAUCAAAUAAUACAAAUAUACUGAAGCAACAACCCUUGCAAUCACCACAACAAAUUAAAAAGACAAGGAGAAAAUCUACCAACACGUUUCAAUUAAAUGAGCAUAGAAGGAAAAAAUCCAUUGACCCAAUAGAUGAAAAUGAAAAACCUUUCAAAUGUGACACCUGUUACAAAGCAUUUAGAAGAAGUGAACAUUUAAAGAGACAUAUCAGAUCCGUGCAUUCUACCGAAAGGCCGUUCGCUUGUACUAUUUGUGACAAGAAAUUUAGUAGAAGUGAUAACCUUUCGCAACACUUGAAAACCCAUAAAAAGCACGGCGAGUUAUGA
Messenger RNA from Kazachstania africana CBS 2517, 1332 nucleotides. RefSeq names its product stress-responsive transcriptional activator MSN2 (gene MSN2). The record is from RefSeq and is a predicted model, not a curated record. The coding region runs from base 1 to 1332 and encodes 443 amino acids. The transcript has a single exon. NCBI's taxonomy places the organism in Eukaryota, Fungi, Ascomycota, Saccharomycetes, Saccharomycetales, Saccharomycetaceae. Gene Ontology annotation, molecular function: RNA polymerase II cis-regulatory region sequence-specific DNA binding; DNA-binding transcription factor activity, RNA polymerase II-specific. Gene Ontology annotation, biological process: regulation of transcription by RNA polymerase II.